Messenger RNA from Rhizophagus irregularis DAOM 181602=DAOM 197198, 393 nucleotides. Lineage: Eukaryota; Fungi; Glomeromycota; Glomeromycetes; Glomerales; Glomeraceae. The record is from RefSeq and is a predicted model, not a curated record.
AUGCCUCAAAAAUAUUCCUACUUGACAGCUGAACACAAUUCUUAUAUGAUUGAAAACUGGGAUACAGAUACCCUUGUUGAUUUUUUGAAAGAACAGAACCUUAAGCUCGACAAAAAUGACUUGGGAAUACUUCACAAACAAAAGGUUGACAGCCAGGCCUUUCUUAAGUUGACUGAAGAAAAGCUUUUAGCACCACCUUACAAUUUUUCUGGUAUGUACGUUCUUCUUGUACAAGAGCUUGAAAAAGGUAUUGAAAAAUAUAGUAUUGAUGGUAAUGGCAUAAGUAUGAUACGACAAUUUCCGCUAAAAACUUAUCCACUUGAAGACAAGGAGUUAACAACAAUGUAUAAGAAAAAUAAGGGCAGAUUGGGAAAUAUGCCAUGCUAUACAUGA